CCUCCUCCUCCUCCUCCUCUCAGUACGCAGGUGUGUGUGAGCAGCAGGAGGCGUGCGGAGCGCCAAACCCAAACUUUUUUACGCACCGCUCUGCGCCGCCGCCGCCGCCGCCUCACCUUCACGUGGGUUAACACCUGCAAACAUCCUCCGGUCCGCAGCGGAUUACCGAUGGAUUAACGUUUUCUCUGUGUCCCGGGAGUCAUGCUCACACUCUCGGUUCAUCUUGGGUCGUCACGCCGAGUCCUCGCGGGGAACCGAUCCGACUUGGAUGCCCUCCAUUCCCGUUUCCGCAUUCCCGCAGCCGCCGUGCGCACUGCAGGCGUGGAGCUCCGAUCCACGAUCUCGACAGAAAAAACCGGUUCCUCCGGCUGGUCCAGCCCAACUAUCGCUGGCGGUGCAUUAUGUUUCCAGCCAGAAGAAUAGAGGCGAACCGGCUGGAGGCUGGAAAAGGCCGAUUUCAGCGGACUGAGGAAGCGUGAAGUGCGUCGUAUUGAUCGGUGCUACGGUAGAUCCCGGAGUAUCCCGCCGCCGCUCCUUCAUGUCCCGGGAUGGAGAGUUGCUGUCGCUCCUGUAUGCCGUGUCUGAACCGGCUCUGGAACUACAUUUGGCCCGACUUCCGCUACCCAAACGUCCCCAACCACAACCAUGUCAUCGCCAACCCGGCCGCGCAGACGGCGGAGAUCCGAACCGUGUCCGGCGACAUCCGCGUCCCGUCGCCAAAGAAGCGGCCGGUGCAGCUUUACGCGGCGCUCUUCGACUUCGAGGCCCGAAGCGACGACGAGCUGACGGUGAAGGAGGGGGACAAGCUGUCGGUGAUCGAGAAGCGGGGGGAGUACGUGCUGGCCAAGAAGCUGACCGGGUCUCUGGAGUCCGGACUGAUCCCGGCCAACUACGUGGCUCUGCUGCAGGACGAGUUCGCCAAACACAAGUGGUAUUACGGGAACAUAAACCGCGUGAAGGCCGAGAAGCUGCUGCUCGCUUCCCAAAACAAAGAUGGCUCCUUCCUGGUUCGCAUCAGUGAGAGUCACAGCGACGAGUACACGAUCUCCACCCGGUCUGAAGGGAAGGUGUACCACUUCCGGAUCCAGCGCUCCACCAUCGGCGCGUACUUCGUGUCCGAUAAGGUCUCCUUCGCCACGCUGGGAGAGCUGAUCUCCUACUACCAGAAGAACCCUCGCAGCCUGGGCGUCCUGCUGGAGGAGCCCUGCGCUCAGCAGCGGGAGCUCUUCGACAUGGAGCCGUGGGAGAGACCUCGAGAGGAGUUCAGGCUCCACAAGAAGCUGGGAGAGGGACACUUUGGAGAGGUGUGGGAGGCUCUGUGGACCACGGAGAACAGGAAGGUGGCCAUAAAGACGCUGAAACAGGAGGACACGAAGCAGGACGAGUUUGUGAAGGAGGUCCAGGCACUGAAGAGCCUCCAUCACCCGAAGCUGAUCCAGCUGUUGGCCAUGUGCUCCAGAGGAGAGCCGGUCUACAUCGUGACCGAGCUCAUGAGCAAAGGAAGCCUCAAGUCCUACCUCGCCUCUGCUGAAGGCCAGGUGCUGACAUCAGCUCAUCUCAUCUACAUGGGGAGUCAGAUUGCGGAGGGCAUGGCCUACCUGGAGGACAGAAACAUCGUCCACAGGGACCUGGCUGCCAGGAACAUCCUGGUGGGAGAAGAUCUGGUCUGCAAGGUGGCCGACUUCGGCCUGGCUCGGAUUAUCAAGGACAGUGUGUAUACAGCCAGUCGAAACACGAAGAUCCCGGUGCGUUGGACGGCUCCCGAAGCCGCGAUCUACCAACGCUUCUCCGUGAAAUCUGACGUCUGGUCGUUCGGGGUCCUGCUCUAUGAAAUGAUGUCACGCGGCAAGAUGCCUUACGACGGAAAAAGCAACAAAGAAGUGUUGGAUCUGCUGUCGUCUGGGUUUCGGCUGCCCUGUCCAACCCGCUGUCCUCAGAACAUUUACCGCAUCAUGAUGGACUGCUGGACCGCCGAGCCCUCCAAGAGACCCUCCUUCCACGCCCUGCACAGCCAGUUGGAUUCAAUAUACGCCAGGAUAUACUUCAAGACUAUAGAGGUUUGAGAAGCGUGGAGGAUGAAGAGAGGGUGCAAACAUGAAGGGAGGAAAGGGGGAUGUUCUCCUCCCUCUUAACGCACUUCCACAACAGGGUAUACAAACGAUACAAACACAGACUGAAGUGAAAUGUUCAGAAGAAGCAGCGGAUAUCGAGGAAUCGUAACUUCUUGGGCUAAAAUGGACAAACAGCCUUAGAGAAGUGUAAAUACACUAAAAAAAAACCUCAGCACACUCACAGAACCAACGGUUUUUAAUUUUAUACCCUCGUAUGUGUUUUCUAAACGAUGUUUUGUUACUGCUGUAUGUGCCAUGUCUGUGUAUGCACACUUUGAAAUGUUAUCAAACCAACAGGUCAGGACUUAAACUAAUAACCUGUCUAUUGACUGCAAAGCCAGUGCUAAAGAAAAUCGAGGUUAUGUGCAAUAAUUAAGAGCUUGCUGAUUUUUUUUUUUUUUUAAGCCACGCUAGAGACCUGCUGCUGAUGUGGAUCACUGUUGGUCCAACGCUUUGGUCUGUAGGAAAAUAAUGUUCAAAAGGUUCAUCUGAUCGUGUUCCCCAGAGGAUGAAACGCGUCCAUCUCCUUAGUUUUGGAAGCACAGGAUCUUAUAAUGACCAAAUCCCCAUCGACGUCAGCUGUAAAAUAUCGAUAGAUCACAUUUAUCUGAAUGAUUAUGACCAAUAACUCCUUCUUUGUACAUAUGGCAUGUGAGUAAGGCAUAAAUAAUUCACCGUCUUAGGAUUUUCUGUUCUCAUGUUCCUACAUUAACUAUGGAGACGAUUCGCCUGGCUCUGUCCACAGUUAAAAAACACGCCUAUCAACACCUGUAAACCUCGUCCAUUGUGUUGUAUCUGCUUUGUUUUGUACACAAACAUAGUCUCCAAUGGUUUUCUGGUAAUCUCAGUGUCAGUGAGUCUCCAGGAAGUCACUGCACCAGGUCCCAGUCAGGAGCUGGUCUAUGAAGCCACAGAGGGCUCUAACUAUCGGGAUCAUCAUCACAUCGCACAGCCCUAAAAGCACUUUCCCCCAAUUCACAACCACCAGAAAAAGAAGCGUCACAACCCCCAAAGAUGACUCUACUCAUCAGAAUUUGAUCCCAGCGGUCCAAUAACAUUCGGAAAGCUGAGAAGAGCUCCAGGAUUAUAAUAUCUGUCCUGUUCAUGUGUGCAGGAAAGCAAAAGAAAGCCAGACAGCUUAGCCAGAGGAAGUCUGGAGCGAGAAAGCCCACCAUGGAUAUUUUUGGAAUACCGCCCCAUUCAGUUCAUCCAGUUGCACCGUUAGCCCACGAGCAUGAAGUAUUUUAUUCAGCCCACCUUCUGUUACUGGAAUUCGAGAAGGUGUUGGCUGAUGUUACAAGUUUAAAACACCUGGAUGCAAGUUUCUUCUAGAAUGCUGUGGUGUCUGUUUUCUCCUCCUGUGAUGACGCUGGGGGCUGAUGCAGUGCUUGGACCACGGAGCCAUGUGUUGACUUAUUAAACCCACAGUGAUGGCCAGUUACAACUAGAGUGCCUAUGUUUACACUACAGACUGUCCUCACACUACACUUCAGAGUAUGGACUGGGGGGAUUUCUGCACCACUGAAUUGUACAAUGAUGUUGCAGAGCAAUGCAAUUUGAGAACAAUGCAACUUUUGUCUUUUAUGCAUGACUUUUACAGCAGACGAAGCCAAGUUCAGGAAAAUUUAGCCAUAAUCACCAAAUCACGAGAUCGAGUUUCAUGUUUUAGGAUGCGUGCCAUCACGGUACAGACACCAGUAGUGUAAAGAAUAAAAGUAUUUUUAAGUA
Larimichthys crocea (large yellow croaker) is the source of this 3839-nucleotide messenger RNA. RefSeq names its product src-related kinase lacking C-terminal regulatory tyrosine and N-terminal myristylation sites (gene srms). NCBI's taxonomy places the organism in Eukaryota, Metazoa, Chordata, Actinopteri, Sciaenidae. Gene Ontology annotation, molecular function: protein tyrosine kinase activity; protein binding; ATP binding. The record is from RefSeq and is a predicted model, not a curated record. The transcript is spliced from 8 exons. Bases 549 to 2063 code for a protein of 504 amino acids. Gene Ontology annotation, biological process: protein phosphorylation.